Molecule: messenger RNA, 2067 nt
Organism: Brachypodium distachyon (stiff brome)
Lineage: Eukaryota; Viridiplantae; Streptophyta; Magnoliopsida; Poales; Poaceae
Product: protein DETOXIFICATION 40
Exons: 7
Coding region: 128-1666 (512 amino acids)
Biological process (GO): xenobiotic detoxification by transmembrane export across the plasma membrane
Cellular component (GO): membrane
Molecular function (GO): xenobiotic transmembrane transporter activity; antiporter activity
Source: RefSeq, a predicted model, not a curated record
AAGUUUUUAUAGCCCACACAGACAACGCUGAGCUGUGCGCUCCUCUGUAUCCUGCGCAGCCACAGCCCACAUCGUACAGGGGAGAAAGAAAGAGCGAGAGAGGGACGCAGAACUCGCGCGCGCCCCCAUGGCUGCGGCGGAGGGCAAGCUGGAGAGCCCUUUGCUGACAUCGCUGCAGCCGUCGGCGGGCAGCGGCGGCAGCGAUGGAGGGCACGGGGCGAGCCGGCAGCUGGAGAGCAUCCUGAGCGACGAGUCGGUGCCGUGGGGGCGGCGGAUGUGUGCGGCGACGGCGGUGGAGCUGCGGAUGCUGAUCCGGCUGGCGGCGCCCGCCGUGCUGGUCUACAUGAUCAACUACCUCAUGUCCAUGUCCACGCAGAUCUUCUCCGGCCACCUCGGCACGCUCGAGCUCGCCGCCGCCUCCCUCGGCAACACCGGAAUCCAGGUCUUCGCAUACGGACUCAUGCUGGGAAUGGGGAGCGCGGUGGAGACGCUGUGCGGGCAGGCGUACGGCGCGAGCAAGUUCGACAUGCUGGGCAUCUACAUGCAACGCUCCACGGUCCUGCUCAUGGCAACGGGCGUCCCGCUGGCGGUGCUCUACGCCUUCUCGCGCCCGAUCCUCGUCCUCCUGGGCGAGUCCCCCGAGAUCGCCCGCGCCGCGGCCAUCUUCGUCUACGGCCUCAUCCCGCAGAUCUUCGCCUACGCGGCAAACUUCCCCAUCCAGAAGUUCAUGCAGGCGCAGAGCAUCAUGGCGCCCAGCGCCUACAUCUCCGCCGCCACGCUCGCCGUCCAUCUCGUCCUCAGCUACCUCGUCGUCUACAAGUUUGGGCUGGGGCUCCUGGGCGCCUCGCUCAUGCUCAGCGUCAGCUGGUGGAUCAUUGUUAUCGCGCAGUUCGUCUACAUCGUCACCAGCAGCCGGUGCCGGCUCACAUGGACCGGGUUCUCCCUGCAGGCGUUUUCUGGUCUGCCCGAGUUCUUCAAGCUGUCGCUUGCCUCUGCCGUCAUGCUCUGCCUUGAGACUUGGUACUUCCAGAUCCUCGUGCUCAUUGCUGGCCUCCUCAAAGACCCCGAAAUGGCCCUCGCCUCCCUCUCUGUCUGCAUGACCAUUUCAGGCUGGGUCUUCAUGAUCUCAGUUGGAUUCAACGCAGCAGCCAGUGUGAGGGUGAGUAAUGAGCUUGGCGCCGGCAACCCCAAGUCUGCAGCCUUCUCCGUUGUGGUGGUGACGAUGCUGUCCUUCGUCCUGACUUCCAUAAUCUCAGUGGUCAUCCUGCUCUGCCGUGACUACAUCAGCUACAUCUACACUGACGGGGACGACGUGGCGCAGGCCGUGUCCAAGCUGACGCCACUGCUGGCGCUCACCCUUAUCCUCAACGGCAUCCAGCCGGUCCUCUCAGGUGUGGCCGUGGGCUGUGGGUGGCAAGCAUUCGUUGCCUACGUCAACGUCGGCUGCUACUAUGUUGUCGGAAUCCCCCUCGGAUGUCUCCUCGGCUUCUACUUUGACCUUGGCGCCGCGGGCAUAUGGAGCGGUAUGAUUGGAGGUACCUUGAUGCAGACCUUGAUCCUCGUGUGGGUUACCUUCAGGACAAACUGGAACAAAGAGGUGGCCGAAUCCAUGAAAAGACUGCACAAGUGGGAAGGCAAGACACCUCUAUUAGCAGGCCAAGAAUGAAACAAUGAUAAGAAUUUUAUGGUUGCAGUGAUAAGAAUUGUAUGGUUGCACCGACCAUUGGAUCAGCAGAGAUGGGACUCGGCAAUUCAGCAUCAAGCCGAUGUCCCUAAAAAAAUGUGUAAAUGCGAUAUUCUGUCAUGCAAUCCACCAUUGAAAUUUCAAAUUAUGUGUUACUCCGAAAUUUCAAAUUUCAACUUGCAGAGUACUUUAUUUCUGGCAUUCAUGGUGACGGUGACAAUCUUGUCAAUUUUUACAACUGAAAGUCUAUGUACGUGACCGAUAAGUGGUGCUGAGACCACUUUGUUUUAUGUAAGAGAUCUCGGGUUUGUUCAACCGAGGUAAAAACGAUCUUAGACAUAACUAAACAUAUUGAAUGAGGAGUACCAUGACAUAUUGUUACA